UCAUCAGGGUUGUUUUGGAGGAAGUCAAAGCAGAUCCCGAAACAGAAAGAGAAAAAAGCCGUCAGAGGGGCAAUAGCGGUAACAACAACCGUAUCGUUAUCUAAUAUUCUGUAUUACUUCAUCCAUACAUUAGAAUAAGCGAUAUAGUCUUCCGUAGGCGAAAGGGGCUGAAGUUAGUUUUUAGUUUUUGUCAUAAUCACCAGGCUUGUAGAAGGGCACGGUAGCGUUGUAGCUCUCAAGCGACAUUACUAGCACAAAUCCAGAUUGAUAUUCGCCAGAACUUCUGCUAUAUUAACCAGGCUUACUUCAGUUUAUUAGUGAUUGCCGCCAUUCUUGAUGGUUGCAUAAUAUUUGUUGAAACAAUGUGAGGAACUGCGUUUGUCGAGAGAAAGUAAAAGCAAGUGUUCCAGCUGUGACACUAUGACAUCAAGGAAGAAAGUUCUACUAAAGGUGAUCAUCCUUGGAGACUCUGGGGUUGGAAAGACAUCUCUGAUGAAUCAGUAUGUGAAUAAAAAGUUCAGUAAUCAGUAUAAAGCCACUAUAGGAGCAGAUUUUCUGACAAAAGAAGUGAUGGUUGACGAUCGACUCGUCACAAUGCAGAUAUGGGACACAGCAGGUCAAGAGAGGUUCCAGUCUUUGGGCGUGGCAUUUUACCGCGGUGCAGACUGUUGUGUGCUUGUGUUCGAUGUCACUGCCCCCAACACUUUCAAAACACUGGACAGCUGGAGGGACGAGUUCUUGAUCCAGGCCAGCCCACGUGACCCAGAGAACUUCCCCUUUGUGGUGCUGGGCAACAAAAUUGACCUAGAGAAUAGGCAGGUAGCAACCAAGCGAGCACAGGCUUGGUGUCAGAGUAAGAAUAACAUCCCAUACUUUGAGACCAGUGCAAAAGAGGCCAUCAACGUUGAGCAGGCUUUCCAGACCAUUGCACGUAAUGCACUCAAACAGGAAACCGAAGUGGAGUUAUACAAUGAGUUUCCUGAGCCAAUUAAACUAGACCGGAAUGAUAGAGCCAAGCCAUCAGCAGAGACUUGUAGCUGCUGAGGACCUCCAGGGGGGUGCUACGUUCACCUUCAGCCUCUCUGGCUUUGUCUCUGCCUCACUCCCUUUCUCUCUUUUGCGUUUCUGUCUCUCUCAUUUUCUUUCUUCACCCUUUACUCUAUAAUCACUGGCCUUUGUCAACGAGCAGACUUCCUCUUCAUGAUCCUACACAGUUUGCAUUCACAGUCAUAGACACAACACACACCCACAAAUGUUGAAGAGGCUAAACCUGAUGCCCAAAGUAAAUAAGAAACAUUUUUCGUACACAAUCCCGACAUCAUCUACUGGUUCUGCAAAAGCAGUUCACCCAUGUACAAGUCCUACUGAAACUUUUCACCCGCCAUUUUCAACUGCUUCAUCAUUCUGCUUGAAAUAAACUGGCGACCUGGCAAAAAGCAUGCGACAUGCUCUAUUUGCAUCUCUAUGUCAUUAACACAAAAUGCCCCUCCUGUUGCAACAAUUAACCAUCAUUCUAGCUUUGUCCCAAAGCACUGGAGUCUAAUACUGCCCCCCACUAUUACAUCUGAGAACUGCAGCCAGUUAAUCCAUUGUACACCUGGUUGUUGUCCUCCUGUUAAUCAAUAAGAGAGGGGGGGUAUUGUCAGUUGUAUGAUAGGGGAUGGGGAAUGUAGAUAUUCUUUUGAAUAUCUCUCAUUACAAUUCGUACUAUCAUGACAUUAAAUAUGUCUAUAUUGUCUUUUUCUCUAAUCGUCAUGUCAGCAUGACCGUAUCACCGUGAGUCUGCCAUGAACAAGUAGUGACAUAGGCCAGUGGUUCCCAACCCUGUUCCUGGAGGCCCCCAACACUACACAUUUUGGAUAUCUCCCUAAUCAAACACACCUGAUUCAACUCAUCAGCUCAUUAGUGGAGACUCCCAAGACCUGAAUUGGGUGUGUCAGAAAAGGGAGAUAUACUAAAUGUAUAAAUAUAUAUAUGCAGUGUUGGGGGGCCUCCAGGAACAGGGUUGGGAACCACUGGGGUAGGCCAUCUCUUGUCUGUCUCUUUGUUUUUUUUUUUGUUGUUUUUUUUUUGCCCUAACUCUACCAGUAAUGGUAGAGAAGUUAAGUGCUUGGUAUCACUCAGAUCUUUUUCUGUCUGUUUGUUCUUUAUUAUUAUUAUUGUUAUAAUUAUUAUCUGCAUUGCAUAUAUAAAUAAACACAACUAGACAAUAAUGGAGGAAAACUGAAUUUUGACAUUUAAUGAAACAAAAUGCACAGCAUAUUCAUUGUUCAAGAUAAAUGUAUUUCAAAGUAAUAAUGGAAUUAAAAUUAAGUUGUUGAAUACA
This is a messenger RNA of Myxocyprinus asiaticus (Chinese sucker), 2326 nucleotides long. Its product is annotated as ras-related protein rab7-like. Lineage: Eukaryota; Metazoa; Chordata; Actinopteri; Cypriniformes; Catostomidae. Gene Ontology annotation, biological process: endosome to lysosome transport; phagosome-lysosome fusion. Bases 421 to 1044 code for a protein of 207 amino acids. The transcript has 7 exons. The record is from RefSeq and is a predicted model, not a curated record. Gene Ontology annotation, molecular function: GTP binding; GTPase activity. Gene Ontology annotation, cellular component: phagocytic vesicle; late endosome; lysosome.